CAUCCUCCCCGAAUAGCCACGUCUCUAAUCGGACGGGAGGACCAAGCGACUUCCGACUUGGGCCGCUGUGUACAGGAUGGUGCACUCGCCAUCGAACUGUGUCGGUGACUCGGCAGGUCCGUUGCUCGGGCUGGUCUGACCGCCCUUCAGCGACAGGCGGUGACCACCUUCCGCAGCUCCUGCCCCCCCCCCCCCGCCUCGAGCCAUGGCCGUCCCCGCCAAGAGCCUCCGUGUCGGCGACAUCCACGACUCGGCGUCGCUCUUCGAGCGCUACAGCACCGAGGAGAUCCGGCAGGUGGAGCGGCGAGUCCGCGCUGAGAUCGAGCAGAAGAAGGAGGAACUGCGCCAGAUGGUGGGCGAGAGGUACCGGGACCUAAUCGAGGCGGCCGACACCAUCACCGAAAUGCGGCUCUGCUCCGAGAAAGUGGUGUCCUCGGUGCAGGAGAUGUUCGACUACUGUACCCGGAUCAAGCCAGGUGCCCCCGGCAGAGCUGCUGCUCCCACCUCCCGGAGUAACCAGGUUCAGCAACAGUCCCAGGAGAAAUUCUACAGCAUGGCAGUGCAGAUUAAACUCCUUCUGAAUAUGCCAGAGAAGAUUUGGAGUGCCUUAGAAUCAUCACAUUAUCUCUAUGCUACUCAGAUGUACUUGCUAUGCUGCCACAUUCAUAGCAUUCUCCAGUUGGACUCCUCAGGUUCCCAUUACAGUCCUGUCCUGGCGCGAUUCCCCAUCCUUGUACGACAGGUCGCAGCAGCAGGCCAUUUCAGAUCAUCCAUUUUGCAGGAAAGUAAAGCACUUCUUAAGGGCCGUGCUGUAUCAGACCAGGCAAUCGCAGAGGCUCUCUGUUCCAUUAUUCUGCUGGAAGACAGUUCGCCACGCCAGGCCCUCACUGAUUUCCUUUUAGCUAGGAAAUCAGCAAUACAGCAGUUACUGAACCAACCCCACCAUGGAGCUGGGAUCAAGGCACAGGUGUGUUCGUUGGUUGAACUGCUAGCCACCACAAUGUAUCAGGCUCAAGCUCUGUUUUGUACCCCAAGUCAAGGAAAAGCACAAGAUUCCACACUCACCUCUGGCCUUCUCUUUACUACCUUGGAAUCCAUCACAAGUGGGUCCCCAACAGAGAAAGGAAUCACUAUGUUAAAGGAAGAAGUGAAAUCUGAGAGUUGGUUCAAGUACUUGCCGCCUUCCAUUGUGAAUUUUCAGCCGUCUCUGAGGACACUUGCUCAUCCGAUAAGCCAUGAUUAUUUGAGAGACACUCUUCAGCAAUGGAUCAACAUGUGUAAGGAUGACAUAAAAAUGGGGAUUGGGAAUCUGCUGAUCUAUGUGAAAAGUCUGAAGGGUCUUGCUGGAAUCCGAGAUGCCGUGUGGGAACUCCUCACUAGUGAAUCAAUAUAUCAGAACUGGGAAACUGUUUGCUACCGACUCCUGGAGAAGCCUUUCUCCUUCUGGGAAGAUUUCCUUCAGCAGCUCUUCCUUGACAGAUUACAGGCACUGACAAGAGAAGGUGUAGAAUCGAUCUCGCACAGUUCCAAACAACUCUUGAUUUCAGCGCUACAGGAGCUUUGGGCCAAAAAUACCAGCACUGCCCUUAAUAAACCUGUUGAGUUUGAAUACAAUGUUGCUGCAUAUCUUUGGUCGGAGAGCAAUAAUGAUCUUUUACCAGACACUGCUUGGGUCAGUGUAACAAAUCGUAGUAACUUUGUUAAGAGUGGACUUUCCAUGAAGACUCAGGCUCUCACACUUUGUGUUCAAAGUUUCUGUUCAGCACUCGAUUCCAAAUUAAAACUUAAACUGGAUGAUUUAGUGAUGUACCUUCCACCAGCUGCUUCCAACUUAAAAGACAAUGUCAAUGACUAUUCAACCCAACAGCUACAGAAUUCUGCAUUUGAUAGAUACGCUGACACAGCGAAGGUGGAAGAGAUGCUGCAGACAGAGUGUGUUGCUUGUGUGCAGUACAUUCUGAACUGUGUGAGAGCAGAGCUUAAAAUGGCAGAGGAGAGACUGCAAAGCUGCCCUUACUCUCCCAAUGAUUGUAAUCUCAACACCAUCCUUUUUAUGGCACGAUUGUGUCAGUCCAUAGGGGAGCUCUGCCCUCAUCUCAAGCAGUGCAUUUUGGGCAAGUCAAGUAGUAACGAUGUUGUAUGUGAGCUCCGUCCUGUCAAGAAGCUGGGCAAAGGGAAGCUUCAAGAAGUGAGGCCAGCACAGGCGAAGUGGCAGGAAAUAAAGGAUCAACUGCUGCAACAGAGCAUGAGUGCGUAUCGAAUUUGGAAUGUUGCCAUAUCAAAGGCUUUAGUUUCCCGUUUCACCCAAACAUUGCACUCUCAUACAGCUGGGGCUGUUCUGUGCACAGCAACCAGCUGGGAUGAAAUUGAAAUUCAAGAGGAAACAGAAGCUGGGAAUAGUGUGACAUCCAGAAUCCGUCUUCCUGUACAGCCUUCUUGGUAUGUUCAGUCACUUCUCUUUAGUUUAUGCCAAGAAAUAAACCGGGUCGGAGGUCAUGCUCUUCCUAAGGUCACACUUCAGGAGUUGCUGAAGUCCUGUUUGGAUGAGGUGCUUCCUGCUUAUGAAAGACUGUGUUCCACAAAACUGGAUGAGGUUGACUCUGCAUUCCCUUUAACCCAGAACAGAGCUUUGCAACUACUUUUUGAUCUUAAAUACCUCAGUUCAGUUUUAACAGUCAGAAAUGAAGAAGUGAAAAGCAGCAGGCAUCAGCAAGACCCAAGGGUUCAAAAUGUGUCAGACACUUUGGAAAGCCACAUUGAUCCAUUUGAUUUGGAUGUUUUUACUCCACACCUUAACAACAAUCUGAGUAAGCUUUCUCAAAGGACUUCAGUGCUUUUUGGAUUAUUAACUGGCACAGAGAAACAAUACACUAACAGAAGUACAAUAUUUAACUCACAAGAACCUCAUAAUAUCUUGCCUUUGGCUUCCAGUCAAAUCCGAUUUGGUCUACUGCCACUUAGUAUGGCAAGUUCCCGAAAGCCAAAAUCAUCUGUCCGAGCAAGUGAAGUUAAGAGUCAGAUACUGCCCACAUCGGUCACAGAAGAAGAUAGUCUGAAGCCCGGCACCUUAUUUCAUCAGCUGGCUUCUUUACAGGAUGAUGAUACAUCCUCAUCUUCAGCAACAUCGUCACUCUUUAAAUUAGGCUGGCUAUCAAGUAUGACCAAAUGAUAACGACAACUUUGGGGAGGAGGCAACUUUUGAUGUAGAUAUCAAUUAAUAAAUACAAAAAUAAAAUUGACUUAUUGACUCUGAAAA
This is a messenger RNA of Hypanus sabinus (Atlantic stingray), 3256 nucleotides long. It is a transcript of the gene cog1, whose product is annotated as component of oligomeric golgi complex 1. NCBI's taxonomy places the organism in Eukaryota, Metazoa, Chordata, Chondrichthyes, Myliobatiformes, Dasyatidae. The transcript is spliced from 14 exons. The coding region runs from base 206 to 3169 and encodes 987 amino acids. The record is from RefSeq and is a predicted model, not a curated record. Gene Ontology annotation, biological process: intra-Golgi vesicle-mediated transport. Gene Ontology annotation, cellular component: Golgi apparatus; COG complex.